GACAAGUCCGAUGGUAGUGGUCAGCGUUUUCCGCACGACACGCCGCCGUCCUCCACCACCACCGCUCCUCCGGCGGCCCAUCCACCUCCAACGCGACUCGACCGCCGCCGAAACCCGAUACCCGCGUUUUAUUAUUAGUACAUCUCGAUCGCGAUUAUUGCAGCCGCCGCAGUCGCAAGUCCCGCGCAACUCGGCAACCGUCAGCAGAGCAACACCACCGGCACACCGGACUCUCGACGUCGUCCAACCGAUCCGAAUCGGACGUAUAUAAUAAUAUAACGUAUUACUCUACUCCCCCUCGAACAACCCGAAUUCGGAAUCCGCGGCGAGACCCCUGUCCCCCGUCAAAAAAUCGGUAGUGAAAUCGCGGUAACGGCCCGACCGACCGACCUUUUCGUCCUUAAUUUCCGAAUUUCUCCGAGCCGGCCGUAAAAAACCGACCCCCUUUUUUUUUCCGCAGCAGCAGGACACUUAGCAGCCGCACACGACAACCAUCAUGUCUUCGUCAACGGCGGACCUUACCGCGUCCACGUCCACCACCAACAGCGUGCUGGAGAAGCUCGGCCUGUUGCUCGUCGCUCUGGUCGUGCUCCGCCUCACCCGGGCCGCCAUGCAGUUUGCGUACCGGCACGUGUUCGGCCCGUCGGCCCUGUGCCGGGGCAACAUCGACUUCGUCAAGUGUGGCAAGUGGGCCGUCGUGACAGGUGCCACGGACGGGUUAGGCAAAGCGUACGCCCGGCAAUUGGCGGGCCGCGGCAUGGACGUGGUGCUGGUCAGCCGGACGCAGGCCAAACUGGAGGCGACCGCCGAGGAGAUUCGCGCCGAGUACCCGAGCCGCCGCGUCAAGUGCGUCAGGGCCGACUUCACCGACUCGGACACGGACGCGGUGUACAGCCACAUUGGCCGAGAGCUGCACGGGCUCGAGGUGGGUGUGCUGGUCAACAACGUCGGGCUGUCGUACCCGCACCCCGAGUUCUUCCUGAAGGCCAGCGAAGACCGGUGCGGCGACGCGGACGGUGGCAAAGCCGCCGCUUCCGCCGGAUGGGGAUCGCAACUGUUCGACAACAUGAUCCGGUGCAACAUCACGUCCAUGGUCAACAUGUGUCGGUUGGUGAUGCCCGGCAUGGUCGACCGGAAGCGCGGGUGCGUCAUCAACAUCGGAAGCACCGUGUCCCGAAUCCCGUGCCCUCUGUUGACGAUGUACGGGGCCACCAAGAAAUUCGUUGAGAAAUUUAGCCUCGAACUGAACACCGAGUACAGCAGCAAAGGCAAGCACGGCGCAAACAUCACCGUGCAGUGCGUGAUGCCUGGUUACGUGGCCACCAAAAUGAGCAAGAUCGCGCGUACCUCGUGGCUGGUCCCGUCGCCGGACACUUUUGUCAAGUCGGCACUUCAGACCACCGGACUGGAAACUGUUACCACUGGUUACAUGCCGCACUCACUGAUGGUGAAAGGCAUCGAACUCGCCCAAAGCAUAUCCGAGUCGAUGAUGGCGCGGACAGUAAUGAACAAUAUGUUGAGCAUUCGGACAAGGGCUUUGCGCAGGCAGGCCAAAGAACAACAGCAGCGAGACGAAGCACAGUCUACUGCGGCUACGGACAAAUAGUCGAACAGCUAUAAUACAGCACAGUCUAUAUAAUACCAUCGCCACUAACGAUCCGUCAUGGGCAUCUUGUCACUUCCUCGGAUAUAAUGCCGCGCACCACUACAUUACAGUUGUAUCGCGAUUGUGUGUAAUUUUAUGUUUCGAAAUAAGGAUUAAUAUUAAAUAUAGUUUAUAAGAAACGAAAUAGUAAGGCUAAAAUUUAUGGAUUAGAAUUAAUUUAUUGAUUAUCAAAUGAAAAUAUUGAAAUAAUAAUAGAGAUUAUCGGAUUAGGGCAUAUAUUAAAUUGAUAUAAACGCCCUUAAGAGUAACUAUUAUGUUUUCGAUUAUUGAUAAUUAACUAUGUUUAAGGUUGAUUUUGAACUUUUUUUUGUGUGUGUGUUACUCAGUUUAGGGGAUAUUUUAACUCAUUAUAAUGUUAAGUUAAAUCCUAGAAAUUAUCAACUUUAUUACCACCAUAUGACGGGCAGCCAAAAACUAAUUUGAUUUUUUUCUCAUUUUUUUUUCAAAAUAAAAAAAAAAAAAAAUGUUGAGUAUUUCUUAAGUAGUCUUUUUAAAUUUUAACCAGUCACAUUCCUCUGACUCUCGAGUAUAAUUUCGUGAUAGUUUGACCUAACGUUCUAAUUAUCCAACGAUAUUUCUCGGGACUAACCCGUUUCUAAAUUUUUUUUCCAGUGUUAGUUGUUAUUUGUUACCUUGUUAAUUUAUCAAUAAUGCCUACAAGUAAGCAGCCAAUGACUGUUUAUUGUACGUGAAAUAUAA
This is a messenger RNA of Melanaphis sacchari, 2365 nucleotides long. Its product is annotated as very-long-chain 3-oxoacyl-CoA reductase-B-like. The record is from RefSeq and is a predicted model, not a curated record. Gene Ontology annotation, cellular component: endoplasmic reticulum. The transcript is spliced from 4 exons. Gene Ontology annotation, molecular function: oxidoreductase activity. NCBI's taxonomy places the organism in Eukaryota, Metazoa, Arthropoda, Insecta, Hemiptera, Aphididae. Bases 497 to 1606 code for a protein of 369 amino acids.